AUGCAAAAGGGAAAUCGUUCUUUCCUGACAGACUUCAUUCUGGUGGGUUUAACAGACCAGCCAGAUCUCCAGCUCCCUCUGUUCUUCCUGUUUCUAGUAAUGUAUUUGGUCACAGUGAUAGGAAAUCUGGGCAUGAUAACCCUCAUUGGGCUGAAUUCAUACCUCCAUACUCCCAUGUACUUUUUCCUCUUUAAUAUGUCUUUUAUAGACUUCUGCUAUUCUUCAGUAUCAACACCAAAAAUGUUGAUGAAUUUCUUACCAAAGGAAAACAUUAUUUCCUUCAUGGGGUGCAUGGCCCAGCUCUACUUUUUCACAUUUUUUGCAAUUUCAGAAUGCUAUGUGCUGACAUCAAUGGCUUAUGAUCGGUAUGUGGCCAUCUGUAAACCACUUUUGUAUAAUGCUGCCAUGUCCCCUAAAGUGUGUUCCAGUCUUAUGCUUGGUUCAUACUUGCUGGCCUUUUGUGGUUCCAUGGCCCACACUGGAUGCAUGCUGAGAUUGACCUUCUGUGAUGCCAACAUCAUCAACCAUUAUUUUUGUGACCUCCUCCCUCUACUCCAGCUCUCCUGUACAAGCACUUUCGUCAAUGAGCUGGUGGUGUUCAUUGUGGGGGGCAUCGACAUCAUUGUGCCCAGCAUCACCAUCUUUGUCUCCUAUGGUUUCAUCCUCUCCAGCAUCCUCCACAUCAGCUCCACUGAGGGCAGGUCCAAAGCCUUCAGCACCUGCAGCUCCCACAUCAUUGCUGUUUCUUUGUUCUUUGGAUCAGGUGCAUUUAUGUACCUCCAACCUUCUUCGUCUGUGUCUAUGAAUGAGGGAAAAUUCUCCUCUAUCUUUUAUACCAAUGUGGUCCCCAUGUUGAACCCCCUAAUCUAUAGUUUAAGGAACAAAGAUGUGAAAUUUGCUCUGCAAAAAACCCUGAAUUUUUCUUCAAAUUUUAUGAACAGAAACAGUCUCUGUCUGUGCAGGUAG
Manis pentadactyla (Chinese pangolin) is the source of this 966-nucleotide messenger RNA. Its product is annotated as olfactory receptor 145-like. The record is from RefSeq and is a predicted model, not a curated record. Bases 1 to 966 code for a protein of 321 amino acids. Lineage: Eukaryota; Metazoa; Chordata; Mammalia; Pholidota; Manidae. Gene Ontology annotation, molecular function: odorant binding; olfactory receptor activity; G protein-coupled receptor activity. Gene Ontology annotation, cellular component: membrane. Gene Ontology annotation, biological process: sensory perception of smell; G protein-coupled receptor signaling pathway. The transcript has a single exon.